Ipomoea nil (Japanese morning glory) is the source of this 1311-nucleotide messenger RNA. Its product is annotated as zinc finger BED domain-containing protein RICESLEEPER 2-like. The transcript is spliced from 3 exons. NCBI's taxonomy places the organism in Eukaryota, Viridiplantae, Streptophyta, Magnoliopsida, Solanales, Convolvulaceae. Bases 1 to 1311 code for a protein of 436 amino acids. The record is from RefSeq and is a predicted model, not a curated record. Gene Ontology annotation, molecular function: protein dimerization activity; DNA binding.
AUGAGGUGCAUUGCUCACAUUCUUAACUUGGUGGUACAGGAUUGGUUGAAAGAAUGUGACAGUUCUGUUAAGAAAGUCAGGGAUGCUGUUAGGUAUGUGAGGAGUUCACCUGCUAGGUUGCAGAAGUUUAAAUCACUAGCUGAUCUAAUUGGGGUGGAAGCUAAGAAUUCUCUGUGUCUAGAUAUCCCUACAAGGUGGAAUUCCACAUAUAUGAUGCUUAAUACUGCAUUACUGUUUCAGAAGGUAUUUGAAGCCUAUGAUGAUCAUGACAGUUCAUUUAAAUCUGAUUUGGGUGGAAGUGUACCUGAUUUCUUAGAUUGGGAAUCCUUUCAAUCUUUGGUUAUGAUUCUGAAAUCUUUUUAUGAAAUGACUGUUAGGAUUUCUGGAUCAUUGUAUCUGACUUCUAAUACCUUCUUCUCUGAGAUUUCUGAUUUGUCUUGCUUGUUGAAAAAUAUGGAGGAAGCUACAGAAGAUAGUGUUAAACUGAUGGGUAAAAAUAUGAGGGCAAAAUUUGAUAAGUAUUGGGGUGAGCCUGAAAAAAUGAAUUUUUUGAUAUUCUAUGCAAAUAUCUUAGACCCCAGGGACAAAAUUGAGUAUAUGCCUAUUCAGUUUAACCAGUUAUAUGGUGAGGAGAAGGGUAAAACAAUGUUUGAUAAGGUGAUUGUUGGCCUUAAGGAGUUGUUUGAAGAUUAUGUUGCAUGCUUCCCUGUCCAGUCUGUUGAACAAUCUGAAAAAUUUUCUCCCUCAAUAACAAUAUCUGAUUCUGUUUCUGUUGGGAGACCUCAAUCAUUACUGAAAUCUCAGAUUAAGAAGCAAAAAUUGGUGAGUGGGGAUUUAUCUAGGAAAAAAACUGAGUUGGAAGUGUAUCUCUUUGAGGUUAUUGUGGAUGAUGAUGAUUCAUUUGACCUUCUAAGAUGGUGGAAGCAACAAUCUGAAAGGUUCCCUGUCUUAUCUAAAAUGGCAAGGGAUAUUCUAGAUGUCCCAAUAUCAACUGUUGCUUCAGAAUCAGCAUUCAGUACAAGUGGAAGGGUACUUGAUGCCUUUAGGAGUUCCCUAACUCCUAGAAUUGUUGAGGCAUUGGUGUGUGCACAGGAUUGGCUAAGGUUAAGCAAUCAACCAAUCUCAAUUGAAGAAAAUAUUGAAGAUGUUGAAAGGAUUGAGAAAGAGUUGUGCAGCACAUCCAGCACUGGAACUGGAAUGCCUACAAUUGUUGUAUUAUCAGUGUAUCAUGUAUGUGUAUCAAUGAUUCAAAUCAAUGUCCCUCAUGAGGCUGGGAAGUUGGAACUGGAACUGGAAAGUGCUCAUGGCUAG